GCGGCAUUAGAGACAUAAGCGAGUGAAUGGAGUCAGUUAGGCGCUUCAGCUCUCUACUAUCAAAGGCACUCACGCUUAGCUGACGGGGAAAGGGAGUGUUUAAUGCAUCGGUCCAAUCCUGAACCCGGGAAGAGUGCGGGACCUAUCUAAAGGACAUAUUCCAUUCUCUCAGUUGGGCUCCUUCCCAGAGUUCUUGCCUCAAGAAUGUGUACCUCCAUCUUCCCCGGAUCAGUAUAAUCCUUGUGUUGUUUUUGAGGGCUCUGGAAAAAACGAGAUACGUCAAGCUUUGGAAGCAUUAGGACUGACCUUGGUGGCUAAGGGAUUGAAACUUCCAGCAUCAUAGCAUGUUUAUAUUUUGCUGCAAGUUUAAUUUCUGACGUCUUUUCAAGCUUGAAUUUGAAUCCUGUUUUAGCAGAAAUUCAGGAUGGGAAACCAGACUGGGAAACAUGAGCAACUUCAACCUACUUCAGGCGAAAAAAUGCUGCCCAUCCUGCUGAGCUCCUCAGGCAUUUAGAGUGAGAGAAGAUCUCACUGAAACUCCGUUACUCUCUGGACCAUAUGGUUUUCCCCUGACAGAGGAGUCUGGAGCGAGAGGGGUGGAGGAGUUCACAGAACUACAGGCGAUUCUGCAAAUGCUGGGAAUCUUGAGCAACACACAGAUGCAAGUCUGGUGCAUCCACAAAAGCUAAAGGUCAGGCCAUGAAGACGGACCAAUCAGAGGACAACGAAGUGUUCGCAGAGACAGAUGUUACUCAGAACAAUGGGUCCCCCUCACAGCAGAAGAUGGUGGCGACAGGCUCCAAGAGUGCAGAAGGCCCAGAGGAUGCCAGCACAGCUGAGCCAGCUGUUCGCCCCCACUUGGUCCGCCUCUUUUCUCGUGACGCGCCAGGACGUGAAGACAACACCUUCAAAGACCGCCCAUCAGUAUCUGAAGAACUCCAGGCCAUCCAUGAGGAUAGCUCAGUUCCUGUGGUGGAACCACAUUUGAUGGAAGUGCAGAAACUGAGCUCACAAUCGUUAAGUAGUUCGGACAAGAAGGGGAAAGAAGCAAAACAGAUGGCAUCGGCAAGCACCUCAGACCAUGCUAAGCAAGCAGGAGCCCAUUCAAGGCAGAGAGACUCUGGUCUACUUGACCAGCUGGGAAAAUUUUUUGGACAAGAAGGAUCCAGGAAAGUACCUGAAAAAGGAAAGGAACCGGCAAGGGGUGUGUUAAUGGCCCCCACUAUGCACAAGGCACAUCAUGGAGCAGGAAGGCAGAGUGACGAUAGCGCUGUUGUCCACUUCUUUAAGAACAUGAUGUCACCAAAGAAGGCACCCAAGCAACAGAAGGGAAAGUUCGGAGCAAGUAGAGCUAUCACUAAAUUUAUUUGGGGUACUGAAGGACAGAGGCCACAUUACGCUACAACUGGUUCUAAGUCAAAGGCGGCUUAUAAAGGACGAAGAGAUGGAACCCUGUCAUCUCUUUUCAAAAUGGGGAAGAAAGGUGAAGGUUCACCUGCUAGACGCUGAAUCCCCCUCAAGUACAACAGGAAGGAAUGCUUCAAAAUGGAAAAAUAUCCUUGCUCUGUGUUGUAUAUUAACAGUCUUACUAUUCAUGCAUUAACUAGCAUUUACUGAGUCCCUCCAAAGAGAAUGAUUGCAUACAAAUAUGAUCUUUACCAAUCAGGUAUCUAGCCUGGUGCUCUUAAUGCAAACUUGCCUAAUUCAAAUUUAUCUGUUAACCAGAUUUUUAAAAAAGAACUGUUUAUUUAAAUUUCUUAAUUUGAGCCACAGGAUGUUGUGAGCAAAGAGAUUUUAAAUUAACUGGAGUAGACAGUAUAAUGAAUGGAAUGUGUUAUUGCUUAUAUAUACUAGUCCCACAGUAAUUCGAAAUAUUUUAGAAACGAUGUGAAGGUGCCAAUGGUCUUAGAACUCUUUCCACUCUCCUUUUCUGUGGAUAAGGAAUCUAAUGUUUUAUAAUGAAUUUUAUUGCGUCUUAACACUAUUACUGUAAAAUAUCAUGACAAUUGCUAAGGUUUUACUAAAUAUAUUAGCACUGUGGUAAAGUGACAUCUUGUCUGACAGUUGCUGUUCAAUUCAAUAAACUCCAUUUUGAACAGAAAUGUCAUUGGUUACUUGUACCCAAAGAAGCAUCUCAGUAGUAUAAUAAUCCUGACUGUCUAUUCUUCACACACUCUAUGGUGCAAUGCAGAUAAGCAGCAUUACGUGUUGUAAAGCUGUGAACAUUAAGGUGUUACACUAACAUGAUGUGUGAAAAUGUUAUCAGUAAGCUAUAACCUCAAACUAACAUUAAAUUCCACAUCAAUGGGCCAAGACCAUUGCUAUGUGAGUGCUCUUUUGAAUUGCACUGUUCUUGAAAUUGAAGCAAUAUUUUUAUCACCUUUACAUUUACCUUUUUGUUUGUUAUCCAAGUGUAGUGCAUUAAAAUGGCAAAUUUACACAAAGCUUAAGGUGGUUGCCUUCUCAGAGGUAAACACCCUUCAUGUUAGCCACGAGGGUGAAUUGUCUCUGCAGCCAUGAAACGUAUACAUGCACCAAGAAUUUAAUUUGAAAGAAAUACAAGGGGAUGAUACACACUCACAGACACUGAUAGGACACUCGUAGUCUACUUCUAGCACCUGCUGUUUUUACUGCAGAUGUAGGAAGAGUAUAGUUUAUACCCGCCCUCCCUCGGUAAUGCUGCUGCUACUGCUGCUCUUUGAUUAGACGUCUUCCUUUUGCCAGUUGUGGCUUAUUCUCCAGUGGGUGACAAAGCAUGAUACCAUCCAUUCUCCAACUGGUAAUAUCUAAAAUGCACAGGCAGGUGAAAGUAGAGACUUAUUAAUUAGUUUUCCGAUCUAUUGCCAGUUUAUGUAUGGUAACUUGCUUAUAGAGAACACAUACUAGAAAAAGAUGAAUGAUCAUGUAUGACUGAGUGAUAUUUCUGAAUGUAAAUGUAAAAAAUAAUGCAGCUAAACUGUUUGUCCAUGUUAAAAUAAAGUUAGUUAUAAUUCAACUACAAAGAUUGCUGUUUUGCAUGUUUGAUGUUUGUUGAAAAUGCUCCAAAUUAACAAAGUUUUAUUGCAAAAUCUUUACAGUAGACCUCUCCCAUGUUUGAUGGUUUGAAUGCCAGUCACUAACCACUUUACAUUAUCAAGAACAAAAAA
This is a messenger RNA of Mobula hypostoma (lesser devil ray), 3146 nucleotides long. It is a transcript of the gene mbpb, whose product is annotated as myelin basic protein b. The transcript is spliced from 12 exons. NCBI's taxonomy places the organism in Eukaryota, Metazoa, Chordata, Chondrichthyes, Myliobatiformes, Myliobatidae. The record is from RefSeq and is a predicted model, not a curated record. Bases 700 to 1509 code for a protein of 269 amino acids. Gene Ontology annotation, molecular function: structural constituent of myelin sheath.